Antrostomus carolinensis (chuck-will's-widow) is the source of this 528-nucleotide messenger RNA. It is a transcript of the gene ASAH2B, whose product is annotated as N-acylsphingosine amidohydrolase 2B. The record is from RefSeq and is a predicted model, not a curated record. The transcript is spliced from 5 exons. Gene Ontology annotation, molecular function: N-acylsphingosine amidohydrolase activity. NCBI's taxonomy places the organism in Eukaryota, Metazoa, Chordata, Aves, Caprimulgiformes, Caprimulgidae. Gene Ontology annotation, biological process: ceramide catabolic process; sphingosine biosynthetic process; long-chain fatty acid biosynthetic process. The coding region runs from base 1 to 528 and encodes 175 amino acids. Gene Ontology annotation, cellular component: extracellular region.
AUGAGGCUGCAUCAACUAUUUAUGGGCCACACACCCUUUCUGCUUAUAUUCAACUGUACAGAGGACUUGCAAAGGCUAUUGCUACGUAUCGGUAACCUGACCUUGGUGCCUCUUCUCACUGCUGACCGUGCACCAGCGAGUAAGACAUUUGGCGAUGUGCUACAAGAAGUGAGACAACAGUAUCGAGCGAGAGAAGUUGCUGAAGUAACUUUUGUAGGUGCGAACCCCAGGAACUCUGCAGAGAAUGCGACUGAACACAACUUCCUGACGGUGGAGAAAUACAACAGCACUUCAGACAGCUGGCAUGUGGUACAGAAUGAUGCCUCCUGGGACACCAGGUUUUACUGGACCAAAGGAUUUUUUGGUCGGAGCAACGUGACUAUCGAAUGGCACAUCCCUCAUGACACAGAGCCGGGCGUCUAUAGGAUACGGUACUUCGGGCACUACAGGAAAAAUCUGUCUCUCACUCACGCUGUCUCUAUCCCAUUUGAAGGCACGUCUUCAGCAUUUGAAAUCACAAAAACAUAG